AUGACGUCGCAAGCCACGACCCUCAAGGGCCAGCCCCUCGACAAGCCCGUCCUCGACGCCAUGCUGCGCCGCCGCAUGUUUUACACGCCCUCGUUUGAGAUUUACGGCGGCGUCGGCGGCCUCUACGACUACGGCCCGCCUGGCUGCGCCCUCCAGGCCAACAUUGUCGACCUCUGGCGCAAGCACUUUGUGCUCGAGGAGGACAUGCUUGAGGUCGACUGCACCGCCCUCACCCCGCACGAGGUGCUCAAGACGAGCGGCCACGUCGACAAGUUUUCCGAUUUCAUGUGCAAGGACCCCAAGAAUGGCGAGAUUAUGCGCGCCGACCACUUUGUCGAGGCCGUCCUCGAGGCCCGCCUCAAGGGCGACAAGGAGGCCCGCGGCGAAAAAGUUGUGGAAAAAGACGAGGACCCCAACAAGAAGAAGAAGAAAAAAGCCAAGACCGACGCCGUCAAGCUCGACGACGCCGUCGUGCAGGAGUACGAAGAGGUGCUCGCCCGCAUUGACAACUACGGCGGCCCCGAGCUCGGCGAGCUCAUCAAAAAGUACGACCUCAAGAAUCCCGCUACCGGCCUGCUGCCCUCGGAGCCCGUCGCCUUCAACCUCAUGUUCCAGACCUCCAUCGGCCCCAGCAGCAACCUGCCUGGCUACCUGCGCCCCGAGACGGCCCAGGGCCAGUUCCUCAACUUUGCCAAGCUGCUCGAGUUCAACCAGUCGCAGAUGCCCUUUGCCUCGGCCUCGAUCGGCAAGUCGUACCGCAACGAGAUCUCGCCCCGCGCCGGCCUGCUACGCGUCCGCGAGUUCCUCAUGGCCGAGAUUGAGCACUACGUCGACCCCGAAGGCGGCAAGAAGCACAGCCGCUUCCACGAGGUCGAAAGCCUCGAGCUCGUCCUGCUCGACAAGAACACGCAGCUGGCGGGCAAGACGACGACCCGGACCAUGACCAUUGGCCAGGCCGUCAAGGACGGCGUCGUCGACAACGAGACGCUCGGCUACUUUCUCGCGCGCAUCCACCUCUUCCUCAAGAAGAUUGGCGUCGACAUGAGCAAGAUGCGCUUCCGCCAGCACAUGGCCAACGAAAUGGCCCACUACGCCUGCGACUGCUGGGAUGCCGAGCUGUACACGACGACGGGCUGGGUCGAGUGCGUCGGCUGCGCCGACCGCAGCGCCUACGACCUGACGGUGCACGCCAAGAAGACGGGCGCGGCCCUGCUCGUCCGCGAGCGCCUGGAGCAGCCCCGCGUGAUUGAGGAGUGGCAGGUGGAGAUUGACAAGAAGAAGUUUGGCCCCUUGUUCAAAAAGGACGCCAAGGCUGUCGAGACGGCCCUCGAGGCCACGACGCAGGAGCAGCGCGAGGUCCUUUCCAAGCAGCUGGCUGAUGGCGGCAAGAUUUCGCUUGAUGUCCCCGGCGUCGGCGACGGCAAGGCCGAAGUGACGAGCGACUCCAUCAAGAUUGAGUUCCGCAAGCGUGUCGAGAACACGCGCGAGUUUACACCCAAUGUCAUUGAGCCUUCUUUUGGUAUCGGCCGUAUCCUGUACUCUCUGAUUGAGCACAACUUUUGGACCCGCGGCAGCGAUGGUUCCGACGAGGCCCGCGGUGUAAGUGACUACUACCAAGAUACCUGCUAUUCACCAGUCGCCGAAAAUGCCAUUUUUACUAACACGCAAUUGCAGGUUCUGUCUUUCCCUCCCCCCGUAGCGCCGACUAAAGUCCUUCUCGUGCCCCUGUCCUCCAACACGCAGUUCAAGCCCGAAGUGCGCAAGCUGUCUCAGCGUCUGCGCGCCAUGGGCAUCUCAAGCCGCGUGGACGACUCGUCAGCGAGCAUUGGCAAGCGGUACAGCCGCAACGACGAGCUUGGCACGCCGCUGGGCAUCACCGUGGAUUUCCAGACGCUGCAGGACCAGACGAUCACGCUGCGCGACCGUGACUCGACGACGCAGGUGCGCGCCGACGAGGCCAAAAUUCUCGAGGCCGUCAAGAGCCUUGUGGACGGCAGCAAGGACUGGGCCAAGAUUCAGUCGGAGCUGCCCAAGUUUGAGGGCCAAGAGGUGGAGGUUGUGCAGCGAUAG
Molecule: messenger RNA, 2070 nt
Organism: Cordyceps militaris CM01
Lineage: Eukaryota; Fungi; Ascomycota; Sordariomycetes; Hypocreales; Cordycipitaceae
Product: glycyl-tRNA synthetase 1
Exons: 1
Coding region: 1-2070 (689 amino acids)
Biological process (GO): mitochondrial glycyl-tRNA aminoacylation
Cellular component (GO): mitochondrion; cytoplasm
Molecular function (GO): glycine-tRNA ligase activity; ATP binding
Source: RefSeq, a predicted model, not a curated record